Molecule: messenger RNA, 552 nt
Organism: Orycteropus afer afer
Lineage: Eukaryota; Metazoa; Chordata; Mammalia; Tubulidentata; Orycteropodidae
Gene: RAP2C
Product: RAP2C, member of RAS oncogene family
Exons: 2
Coding region: 1-552 (183 amino acids)
Biological process (GO): negative regulation of cell migration; Rap protein signal transduction
Cellular component (GO): plasma membrane
Molecular function (GO): GTP binding; GDP binding; GTPase activity
Source: RefSeq, a predicted model, not a curated record
AUGAGGGAAUACAAGGUAGUGGUGUUAGGCAGUGGAGGGGUUGGCAAAUCUGCCCUGACCGUGCAGUUUGUCACCGGGACUUUCAUUGAGAAAUAUGACCCCACCAUUGAAGACUUCUACCGCAAAGAGAUCGAAGUGGACUCUUCCCCCUCGGUGCUGGAAAUUCUGGACACCGCAGGAACUGAGCAGUUUGCCUCCAUGAGAGAUCUCUACAUCAAGAACGGCCAGGGAUUCAUCCUGGUUUAUAGUCUGGUCAAUCAGCAGUCCUUUCAGGAUAUCAAGCCAAUGAGAGAUCAGAUUGUCAGAGUGAAGAGAUAUGAAAAAGUCCCACUAAUCCUAGUAGGAAAUAAAGUGGAUCUGGAACCAGAAAGAGAGGUUAUGUCUUCAGAAGGCAGGGCUCUGGCGCAAGAAUGGGGCUGUCCUUUCAUGGAGACAUCUGCAAAAAGUAAAUCGAUGGUAGAUGAACUUUUUGCCGAGAUCGUCAGGCAAAUGAACUAUUCAUCCCUGCCCGAGAAGCAAGACCAGUGUUGUACAACUUGUGUUGUCCAGUAA